Messenger RNA from Lodderomyces orthopsilosis Co 90-125, 807 nucleotides. RefSeq lists its product as uncharacterized. Lineage: Eukaryota; Fungi; Ascomycota; Pichiomycetes; Serinales; Debaryomycetaceae. Gene Ontology annotation, cellular component: phagophore assembly site membrane; cytoplasm; Atg12-Atg5-Atg16 complex. The coding region runs from base 1 to 807 and encodes 268 amino acids. The record is from RefSeq and is a predicted model, not a curated record. The transcript has a single exon. Gene Ontology annotation, biological process: nucleophagy; autophagy of mitochondrion; cellular response to nitrogen starvation.
AUGACCGAGAUAGAGAAUAAGACUGAAAUCAAAAAAUGCAUAUGGAAUGGGUCAAUUAACGUCAGCGUCUCCUUCGACAUAAAUGGAAAAAAAAUUGAGUAUUUAGUUCAAGCGUUUAGAAAUUCUUAUUUUCCAAUACUUUAUCCACGCAUAAUAUCAUAUUUCCAAAAUUUCACCAAGGAAAGGAUAAGGGGACCCAUAUGGUUGGAGUUUGAGGAUGUACCUCUACGAUGGAAUAUUCCGAUUGGUGUUCUUUUCGAUUAUUUGUACCUCCCUGCCCACCAUUCAGAUCGAAAGCAUUGUUGGGAAUUGAAUCUACACAUUACUGAUUAUCCCAUUGAAUAUGUUAUGCCAUUUACAAAUACUUAUGGACAGUCUAUAGAUUAUACCAAAUGUCUAAAUGAAGUAUUGAAAAAUCAACUAAAACAAUCGAUUUUUGUCAUUAAUGGUUCAGCUAAAGCCAUCAUGCAAAUGAGUGAACAAGAUUCAGAAAAUUAUUUAUCCUCCAUUGCGUCAAGAAACUUGAAUCAAUAUAACAGCUUCAACAAAAAGCUUAUCAGAUCGGUAAAAAGUAUACCUAUUCGGAUACUUUUGCCUGGCAGUGAUUCCGUGAGUCAAGUUCCUGCGGGCCCAUUACAAACCUUAGCUGAAUUGAUGCUGAAAACAAUGCAUGAUUUGGAAGAGAUCGCUCAUCCAUACACUCACGGAAUAGACAUUAGUCAACUAUCAGGGACCCCCUUGUUGGAAAUUUGGCAAAUUUUCAAAUACCCAAACAAUGUUUUAUACAUAACAAUGAUUAUCCUUUGA